AUGCGAACUUUGCCGGCCCUAUUCCCAACCACAACGUCUCCUUUUGGAGCCCUAGCAAUCUUUGCGCUUCUUGCUGUGCUCGCCAACGCAAGCCGGGCUGCCAUUGUUCCGACAAGUGCACGAAGCAGCAAGGUGCUCAGACACGACAGGAAUGACCACCUCUCUAGGCGCCAGCAGUCAGAACCGCCGGCGUUGACGGAAGCUCAACAGCAGGAGCUGCUCGACAAUCCCCUCAACCAAGCUUUGGCGAGGACGGCUCUGCAAAAAUGGGGACCUGCUAAAGUUCCUCCAUGGUUCAAGAAGCUGCUGAGCCCGGAAGAGCUGGCUGCUGCAGGUGACCCCGAUGCGCAGGCCGCCGUGGCAGCCAAAGCGGCUGCUGCGCCUGCACCUGCACCUCCGGCUACGGAACAAGCUCCGCCUACGCCCGAGCCUCAACCAGUGCAGCAAUCACCGCCACCUGCGCUCGAGGCCCCAGCUGAGCCAACACCCUUCCCAAGUACGCCAUUUACGGGGCCAGUCAUCAUCUUUCCCUUUCCCUUUCCUGAAAGUGUCGGAUUUGAGGGCAACGGCACAGAGCUGCCUCAACGACCUUUGGCAGUGGAGUCGAACAAGCUCCUGAACACCAAGACCGCAGUGCAGUCGAACUGUCAAAUUGGCGCAAGCUCUUACGAACGACGUUGGAACCCUACCGAUGACAAGGAUGGCACAUUCUAUAUUUGGGACAAGAUGGGUUCGCUUUCGCCUUAUCAAAGUAGUCGCUUAUUCCCAGAACUUCAACAGUGGAGCGGCAUCCCAGACAAUUGUCAUCUGGAGAGCGUGCAGCUUUUACACCGAAGCGGACUUCGUCUUCCCUCUUCAGCAGGCACAUUCGGUGAGAACCUGCAAGAAGUUGGUCGAAUGCUUCUCAAGAUGAAUCACCAAAAAUCCGCCAAAGGCGCCUUGAGCUUCUUGAAUAAUUGGCAGUACAACUUGGGAUCUGACCUCCUUUCGGCAGCAGGCAGACAGCAAAUGUUUGACUCGGGCGUCGCUGCUUUCACGAGGUACGGCAAGCUUUACAGCCCGUAUAAACCGAUCCACAAACCCAUCAUCAGGACCGCCAGCACGAAGGCCCUUUUGGACUCUGCGAAAUUUUUCAACCUGGUGAGCACACCGGCGUCGCCAGAUUGCGCAUUGUUUGACGAGCACACUCUCAUCAUCGCAUCGCCCGAUUUUUGUUCUCAGGGCUUCUUCGGCAUCGACGCUCCCGCGUUGGUCAACCUGGAGGUUCUCAUCGACUCUGCUGGCUUCAAUGUGCGUGACGUCUUUUCCCAUCAAUUCGCUUCCCGAUGCUGAGACGAUUUCUCGCGCUCUUUCACAGAGCACCUUAUCGCCAUGGGGCGCCUGCCCCAACGUGAUCAAGUCGCCAGUGGGCGACCUCUCCUUGGCACCUCGAUGGAUCGAGCAAUACACCAAGAAUGCCAUCAAGAGGCUGCAGCCGCUGAUGCCGACAGGGACGCAACUUACACCCGAGAUCAUUCAUGGGAUGCAAUCGCUGUGUGCUGUCGAAACUCAAGCACUUGGCUACUCGGAUUUGUGAGUGACGCGAGAAAUGGGCACGUCCCGUCGAAUGGUCAGACUUACGAUUCCGAUCUACACGAAGCUGUGGACUCUUCACGAAAGCAGGUGCGUCUUCUCCACCUGGCACACGAAUUCUGUUCGAGGCAAUGCUGACCACUUUGGUCCUUCCGCGUGAUCAGAAUGGGAAGGUUUCCAGUACGCAUGGGAUUUGCGUAUCUCGGGCAACGCGGGUCCGCAGAGCACGACGGGUCGAGCUCAAGGUAUUGGUUGGGUGCAGGAACUCUUGGCUCGAUUGCAGGGGUCGACGGUGCCACCUCCCAUCACCUCGCAAAACUCAAGCCACUCGACCUUACCAUUAUACUUUCCUGGAGACCAGUCCUUCUACUUUGACUUUGCGCAUGACGGUACCAUCGUUGGAACUCUCAUGGCACUCGGCUUUAAGCAGGUGAGCAGCGCCUGCAUGACGUAGUGGUAGAGGAGCUUCUCUUCAGAUCCAACGCUGAGCUUUGCGCGUUCGGGCAUGCAGUUGUCAGAAGAUCUAGAUCCUGCCAAGAUCAACUCCGAGCGCAAGUUUUUGACCUCGUCCAUCGUGCCAUCGGCCGCAAAGUUGGCUGUUGAAGUGUUGCAAUGCGCAGCACACAAGAAGGGUGGCGCUCCAGAGAAGUACAUCAGGGCAGUCCUCAACGACGCCGUCUUGCCAAUGGGCGCCGAGCAGGGAUGCACCGAUAGCAGACCCAAUCCAACACUGUGCAAGCUGAGUGAGUCCCAGAGAAGAGAAGAAGCAGAGUCCGUCUCGCUUGCGGUGCCCCAUUGUUCAUUGCUCUGAACCCCAUCAAUAUUUCUUUCAUUUCCCACCCGCUCAAAGACGACUUUCUUUCCUUUCAAUACGACCACGCUAUCCAGGCCGCCAACUUUGAUGCGGCUUGCAGAGGAGGAUAA
Molecule: messenger RNA, 2496 nt
Organism: Ceraceosorus bombacis
Lineage: Eukaryota; Fungi; Basidiomycota; Exobasidiomycetes; Ceraceosorales; Ceraceosoraceae
Source: the annotation of a GenBank genome assembly